Molecule: messenger RNA, 1586 nt
Organism: Tachyglossus aculeatus (Australian echidna)
Lineage: Eukaryota; Metazoa; Chordata; Mammalia; Monotremata; Tachyglossidae
Gene: CREG1
Product: cellular repressor of E1A stimulated genes 1
Exons: 4
Coding region: 3-623 (206 amino acids)
Source: RefSeq, a predicted model, not a curated record
GCAUGGCCGUUGGCAUGGCCGUUGGCAUGCGGGCGCCGCCGUGUCUGCUGCUGCCGGCGCUGCUGGCGCUGCUGCUGCCCGGGGCCCCGUGCCGGGCGCUGCCGCCCCGGGAGCAGGCGGCCCGCGUGGCCCGGUGGGUGGCCCACAGCUGCGACUGGGGCGCCCUGGGCACCGUCUCCACGGUGGACGCCAUCCGCGGCCGCCCCUUCGCCAACGUCUUCUCCCUCAGCGACGGACCGGCCGGGCACGGCACCGGCACCGGCGUCCCCUACUUCUACUUCAGCCCCCUGCAGCUCUCCGUCGGAGACCUGCAGGUGAAUCCAAAUGCCACUCUGACGAUGUCUCUAGCCCAGACGCAUUUCUGUAAGAAACAUGGGUAUGACCCUCAGAGUCCUCUUUGUGCCCAUAUAAUGCUCUCAGGGAUUAUCGAAAAGGUCAAUGGUACGGAGGCGGACUUCGCCAAGCACUCGCUCUUCAGCCGCCACCCCGAGAUGGAAACGUGGCCUUCGAGCCACAAUUGGUUCAUUGCCAAGUUGAACAUCACCAACAUCUGGGUCCUGGAUUACUUUGGCGGCGCUAAAAUAGUGACACCGGAAGAAUAUUUCGCGGUCAAACCCGAAUGAAAAGUUUGGUGACUGAGGCGGCGUGAAGAUUCUCUGGAUGGGAUAGGUGCAAGCCACUAAAGCUUCUCCAUGCGUAGUUCUAAAAUGAAGAGCUUAUAUUCACUUGCUGGAUUUCCUGCAAAAGAGAGGUGUGCAAUCUCCACGGAUGAAAUUAUUUUUCAAUAGCAUUACGACCCCACUUUAAAUGCCGAUGGAGCCCAAAUCCAUUUAUGUAUAAAGAAGGUGGGUGUUAGUUUGCGAUGACAAAACUGAGAUCCUUGAAGAGGCUGUUAUGUGGUUAAUCUCCUAAAUGCUCAGACCUCAAGGACUUCCAGAUCUAAGGAAUUUCCCCCAUUUUGGGCUUUCAUCGCUGUCUUAAUUUUACACACUGGUGAAAACAAGUUGGUUUUCUUUUCUUGAAUAAUCUUGAUAGAUUAUGUUUGCCUCAUAUGAGACUAGCUCCAUUUGGAAUAAUUCCUAAAAUUGUACAAGAACUCUAGGAGGGAUUUGGAGGGGAAUUCUGCCUUUGAAGUGGUAUUUAAAGCAGUAGGAAGGGAAGACCUCUUAGAUUCAAUUCACAGCUCUGGGAUACAGACCUGACACCCUCAGCCUCUUUAAAGGCGUGAAAUAGGAAUGUGAAUAUCGAGCUAUCGUCUACAAUGUUUAUAAAGGACUUUUAGAGCUUCGCAGGUGAAAGGAGUUUGAGAAAUCCACCCGGAAAGCACAGAAUCUGUUUAGAAAAGUCUACACAGAGCUGUGCAGUGUGGCAUCAGACUGCUGAAUUCAACUGCGGAGGAAAAACUGCCUCAUCGAACGUCUUCAGAAGCUACAAAACUGAGUUACUAAUCUCUUGCAAUCUUUCCUUCUGCUUGAGGAGAAUGUCCAUACAUUUUCUCUGAAGUUUGAUUAUGUGAAAUUGAUUUUAUCUGGCCAAGCAAUAAUUAAAAUCUCUAUUUUCAUGGAAAUGCGUUUGAUUGCAUUGGA